Sesamum indicum (sesame) is the source of this 3050-nucleotide messenger RNA. RefSeq lists its product as uncharacterized. NCBI's taxonomy places the organism in Eukaryota, Viridiplantae, Streptophyta, Magnoliopsida, Lamiales, Pedaliaceae. The record is from RefSeq and is a predicted model, not a curated record.
ACGUUGAUGCCCAUUAAUUAACUGUAGGAGAUUGUAGGGAAUCAAAUGGAUAUAACUCCGAACCCCGGGGUAUAUGAUUCUCAGUGGGAACGCCUGAAAACAGUCCGUCCAUAGCUCUGUGUCUGUACGCUCCUUAGCAGAAGUUGCUAGAACGACAUUCUUACAUUUAUUGCAAGAACAGGGGAGAAAUCUGGAGAAGAGCAAAUUUCUUGGCCUCAGAGCUUGAAAUUGCAAAAAAAAAAAAGAAUUCUUUUUUCUUUAAUUACCACUUUCUAGUUACUUCACUGCUUGCUUGUUUGCAGACCCUCUUUUCCCAGUUUCUUGAGCUGUUUUUCUUCUCUAGUUAGAAGUAAAGAAGAAAGUGAAAGAUGGAUCAAGAUGAUGGAGUGCUGAAGACAGCCUUUUUGUGAUUGAACAUGUUCUGUAGCACUUAGAAGUGAGAAGAAGAUAACAAGUGAAGGAAUCUUCUUAAGGACAUUGCUAUAAUAAGUGAAAGAAACUUCUUGAGGAAACUAUUAUGUACAGGCAAUCCUCUAGUAGGAACCAGAGAUCCAAAGGAAUCAAGGUUAAGCAUUUUCUACGAAUUGGUCUGUUUCUUGCUGUUUGCUUUUGGUUGAUUUACCAAGCUAAGCAUUCUCAUGAUAAGAAGAAAGAAUUUGAUGAAAAUGAUGCAAAAGCAUCUCUUCAUAUACGAAGUAGUGGUGGAUUUAUAAAACUUGGAAGGAAAGAUGUCCAUCCCCGAGGCGAGGAGACUAUGACUAAGAACCAGCAGCAUGAUGAAGCAGUAGAAGAGGAGGAAACCUCUGAAGAAGAAGUUGAUGAAAGUAAGCAUGAAGAAGAAAGGCCUGAAGACAAGAAGGUUGAGGAGGAGGAGGAUGAGAUAGACGAACAUGAACUAGAGAAAUUAGAUAUAGAAGUUGAUCGAGGGGAGGAUUUUGUUGAUGAUGAGGAGAGAGGUGAUGUUGUUGAGAACGAGACGGAAGGGAAAACUUUGGAUGAUGCCAAUGAUCAAAUUGAGAAGGAAAGUUCUGCUGAAGAUGCUGAUCGUGAUGAACAUGAUAGGAGUAUGCAUGAGGCACGUGUUGAACCUUACAAGGCAGAUGACGCUUCUAGUGCUGUGACUCAUGAUACCCAUACAGAAACUGCUGAAAAUGAGGAUGAACGUAUCAGAAACUCAAAUGAAGAACAGGAAAAGAGAGGGAGUAACGUCGAGGAAACCAGUAACGGUGAGAUAAGGAAACAGUUGGAAGUGGAAGGUGGUGAAGUGGCUAAAGAUGAUAAUCCGACAAAUAUAACCACCAGUGGACCGAAAGAAAACAAUUUUGAGAAAUCGGAGAAUGGCUCAUCUCCAAAUAACACAUUUUCACAAGUGUUAAAUGAUAAAUUAGAAACAAGCAACAACUCAACUGAGGUGACAACACACAAUCCAGACUUAUCCUUGCAAAAUGUAACUAUGAGUGAUGAUAAGGGAAUCGUCAACGAGGGUGCUCCCACAGAAGGAUCCAACUUGCAAAGUAUUGCUUUCAAAGAGGCCAAUUAUUCUACCUUAGAUGUGGAAAAGAAUCCGCCGGGCUCUAAUUCAACCAGUCAUUCUAAAUCCCAAGGUGCAGAGUCUAACUUUCGGGAGUUCUCUAAUCCAUAUAAUAAUACGGAUUCUUCUGCAUCAAUCAAGAUCGCCAGAUCAGAGGUUUCUGCUGAAGCAGUGAUCAACACUGGAUCUGCAACCGAAAAAAAUGAGGCGACCGAGGCCAAGAAAUCAGAUAUAUUUGAUGGUGCAAAUGAAGUUUUGGAAUCUGCAAUUAGUGAAAAUCCUGGAGAAGUUCAGGCAGACCCUAUUGAUUCAUCAGAUUCUUCCAAUUCCUUGGAAGAGAAAGAUGUACGCACUGAUCUUGAUAUGCUCCCUGAGAUACAAACUGAAGGAACUGAAAAUGAAGAUGUUGCAGAGUGAAGAUAUGGGAUAGUUGAGUACUGGUCCAUCAAUUUCAAUGAGCUGAAAAGUUUUCACGCCUCGUUCUUUUUACCAACAUUUUGGCUCUCAUAGUGUUCAUCUGGGUGAUACGUAACUUACUCUCCCGGAUAGAACACACUCUCGAUUCUGCAGGUAAAAUGCAGGCUAGUUGAAAAAACCAAAAGCUGAUGGUAUGUAAUCUAUGUUUGUCAGUUUACUUUAUGUUAGAGUUGGGUUCCACAUUUCUCUGUUUUUGCUUCCUGGAACAGUCUGCAUUUGGCAAUGGGGUAAAAGAGAGAAGAAUUGAGGAAGCUUCUAAUAUUAUGCACUGACAUAAUGCAUUGACUUGCAAAUAUAAUACUGUCCCAUCUGCAGUUUUUCUUACACUAGCUCUCAUACAUUGAAUUUGCACAAAUACAAGGGAAGAAUGGUAGGUUAACAGAACCAUGCCCACCUAUCACCAUACCCAGGGGACAGAAAUCUGGUAGUGCAUGAAUGAACAUUGUUCUUUAUUUGAUCUCUAAGCAAUACAUCUUAUAGAGGCUUGGAAGUCAGACCCAAAAAUCGUAAGAGCGCUGUUAUCCAUGCCUUGUUAGAUGGGUUGGUUUCGUGAAUUUGGUACAUAUAAAAUAGGAAUCUUGCGUCCCCAGUUGAUUAGAGUUCCAUCUGUUUGACAACCUAAAAUUGAAGCUUUUUUAUCAUCAUUUCGAAGUUCAAUGUGGACCCAAAAAGAAAACAGUUUGAUUCAUACAAUGAAUGAUGAAUUCAGACUUCCAGUUCCACCAGGUAUCAUUUUAUGACAACCUUGAAGCAUCUAGUUCAUAGGAUUCCAAACGAUGAGGAACUGAAAUCCAAGAACUGUCAUUAUUGAUGUACAAAUUUUGAGCAAAAUGUACAUUUAAAGCAAGAACAAGAACCAAAAAAGUACUACCGAUGCACUGUACACUCCAGGCAAGAAACACUGAAAACAAGAAACUGAAAGAAGUAAAUGCUGCUGUCAGUCAACUGCGAAUCCUAGUCCCUAGAUCUGCAAACCCAUUAUGAACCGGGCCAAGAAUGGCCCUUGGCCCUACCCAAGAUCCGGUUCUCUCAGUUCUUUCCU